GAAGUUGACAGAGGUGGACCGUCUCUCUUCAUAUAAAAGUCUUUAUAAACACUUACAACUUCCGGAAAGUGUCACGCUGUCCUCCAUCGGCGCAUAUCACAGUCCACAGAGGGUCACGUCGGGAAAACUCAGCUGAAAUCAUGGUUUUCGAAGAUAAAAUGAUCACGAAUGGAGAGCCAGAGGAGGAGGAGGAGGAGGAAGAAGAAGAGGAGCAGGACAUGGUGGACCCGUUAGAGACGGUGCGUGAGAAGUGUGAGCAGACGGAGCAUUGCGUUCACACUCGUGAGCGUCUCGAGGCGUGCGAGACACGGAUCGGCUCACGCUCGGAGACGACAGAGGAGUGUACAGAGGAGCUCUUUGACUUCCUGCACGCUCGUGACCACUGUGUGAGUGCUGAUGCUCAGCCGAACCUGUGGAUGUUAGAUGUCAGUGAUUGCUGGAGCGGUUUAGAUUUUGCCAAGAUGCUGGGGCCUGUACCAUGA
Messenger RNA from Sinocyclocheilus grahami, 482 nucleotides. It is a transcript of the gene uqcrh, whose product is annotated as ubiquinol-cytochrome c reductase hinge protein. Bases 141 to 482 code for a protein of 113 amino acids. The transcript has 3 exons. Lineage: Eukaryota; Metazoa; Chordata; Actinopteri; Cypriniformes; Cyprinidae. The record is from RefSeq and is a predicted model, not a curated record. Gene Ontology annotation, biological process: mitochondrial electron transport, ubiquinol to cytochrome c. Gene Ontology annotation, cellular component: respiratory chain complex III.